Messenger RNA from Blastomyces dermatitidis ER-3, 1342 nucleotides. RefSeq names its product pyrroline-5-carboxylate reductase. The record is from RefSeq and is a predicted model, not a curated record. Bases 192 to 1199 code for a protein of 335 amino acids. The transcript has 2 exons. Gene Ontology annotation, molecular function: pyrroline-5-carboxylate reductase activity. Lineage: Eukaryota; Fungi; Ascomycota; Eurotiomycetes; Onygenales; Ajellomycetaceae. Gene Ontology annotation, biological process: L-proline biosynthetic process.
GCUCCACCAAAACUUUCCGAACUCGGCUAUGGCCCUAAGGAGGAGGAGGAUCCGCUGUAUUUACGACUUAGCCCGACCUCCUCCAUCCCCCACACUAUUGCGACAUACAACCUCUAUAAGGUUUAUUUAUUUCUUCGUUGUGAAAUAUCCUUUCCAAUUCAAUCGUAACUAACCGUUGCAUACUGCCCACCAUGGCUGUUGCUCAGAGGAAUAUCGAUGCCGUCAACAUGACCCAGAAGAAGUCCGACGUGACUCUAACAGUCCUCGGCUGCGGGACUAUGGGAAUAGCCAUCUUAUCGGGCAUACUUGCCUCCCUCUCUGAGGCAAGGAGCCACUCCGCAUACCCCUCAGAGUCCGGAACCACCACACCAUCAGAACUGGUCCCGGAGCAGAAGAUCCCAAAUAACUUCAUCGCCUGCGUGCGUCGGCCGGAAUCCGCAAAACGCGUUCGCAAAGCCCUGGAAAGCUACUCAAUGCCAUUGACCGUGCUGCAAAACGAGAACAUCAAGGCCGUCAAUGACGCUGAGGUCGUCAUCCUCGGCUGCAAACCAUACAUGCUUCAGGACGUGCUCGGCGUGCCUGGCAUGACUGAGGCGCUUGAGGGAAAACUCCUAAUCAGCAUCCUUGCUGGCGUAACCGUUGACCAGAUCGAGAACACAUUAUACCCAUCCACCUCGACGGUUCCAGAAUCAAAACGGUGCCGUGUCGUUCGUGCCAUGCCCAAUACCGCCGCGAUCGUCCGUGAAUCUAUGACCGUCAUCGGCACCUCCACCCCACCCCUCCCCGAGGAGUGGAAUGUGUUGAUAUCCUGGAUAUUCUCCCGCGUCGGGAGGGUGGUCACCCUUCCUCCAUCAAUGAUGGAUGUGUGCACGUCGCUCGCUGGCUCGGGCCCUGCAUUUGUAGCCUUGGUUAUGGAAGCGAUGGCUGACGGAGCUGUUGCGAUGGGACUGCCGAGGGCAGAGGCGCAGAUGAUGGCUGCCCAGGUCAUGCGUGGGACCGCUGGUAUGGUCCAGAAUGGUGAGCAUCCGGCGUUGAUUAGAGAGAAGGUUAGCACCCCGGGUGGAUGCACGAUUGGUGGUUUGUUGGUUCUUGAAGAGGGACGAGUUAGGGGGACGCUCGCGCGGUCGGUUAGAGAAGCGACGGUUGUCGCAAGUCAGUUGGGACAGGGUAUCCAGGGCGUUAAUGGGACUCGCUUUUAAAGGACGGGAUUUACUGCGGUGAAUCCUCUUGCUUUGGUCGUUUGUGGUGAGCGAUGGCUGGCUCGCCUAUUUUCGGGCUUUUCUCUUUUCUUAUUGUAAUAGAAGGUAAGGCAAGGUAAAAAAAAAAAAAAAAAAAAAAAAAG